AUGCGUGCUAUCCGGGUGGACAACCGAUUGGCUGGUUAUCGAUUACAUCGAGUCGGAAUCGUUGGAAGUACUAUUUUCCUCCAGGAUAAAUUUACUCUAAAGCGCGACGACAUUCCUGAUGACACCAAUGAGAAAUGUAGCCGCUUCCCAAUUGCUGUCGAUUCAGACCACGAGAGAUACGAAUUUUCUUGCGAACGACGCGGAUGGGCGCAGUUUUCAGCGGAUAUCGACCGAAUGUUCUAUACGAUAGUUGGAGAGACCUCAGUUAUUAUGAUAGGUAUUCGUGCAAUAGCAAUCGCUCCACUUCAGCCUCCAACAUUAGUCGAAUGCGCGCUAAUGGCUCUGCAAGACCAAUACUGCAACAAAGACGAUGUAGGUGCUCGUAUAGGUGGACUAUCGCCCGAAGACGUUAAAAAAAUGGUUGGCUAUCGCGGUACAUCGUUGAUUCCUACAUGA
Angiostrongylus costaricensis is the source of this 456-nucleotide messenger RNA. NCBI's taxonomy places the organism in Eukaryota, Metazoa, Nematoda, Chromadorea, Rhabditida, Metastrongylidae. The record is from the annotation of a GenBank genome assembly.